Messenger RNA from Rana temporaria (common frog), 8396 nucleotides. It is a transcript of the gene CLSTN2, whose product is annotated as calsyntenin 2. The record is from RefSeq and is a predicted model, not a curated record. Gene Ontology annotation, biological process: positive regulation of synapse assembly; homophilic cell-cell adhesion; positive regulation of synaptic transmission. Gene Ontology annotation, cellular component: postsynaptic membrane; cell surface. Gene Ontology annotation, molecular function: X11-like protein binding; calcium ion binding; kinesin binding. Lineage: Eukaryota; Metazoa; Chordata; Amphibia; Anura; Ranidae.
GCAGAGAGCCUUAUUAGGGGAUUUAAAUCUCCAGCAGACAGCUCCGGAGAAGAAAUAGCAGCAGAGAGCUGAGAAUUAGUGGGCAUCGCUAGCAAGGCAUUGCAAGGGGCACAGAGAGAGAGAGAGCAGCCGAGACACCGAUCCUCUGUCACUCCCUACACAGGAGCAGCAAGCAUCCUACAUUGUGAUUUAAGGAGCUCCUACUACACCCCAGCAGCCUGUGUGUUGUAUGAUCAGGAGCACCUAGUAGGAGAGGGAUUGCCUGCACUUUCCUAUCGCAAGGAUGUCAGUUCAGUGGGUGACAGCUGCUUUCUUCCUGGGUGUUGUCUGCAGUAUCCUCGCCGCUAAAGUAAACAAGCACAAACCUUGGAUUGAGACCUCAUAUCAUGGAGUUAUCACCGAGAACAACGAUACAGUUAUAUUGGAUCCACCUCUCGUCGCACUGGACAAAGAUGCCCCAGUUCCGUUUGCAGGGGAAAUCUGUGCUUUUAAAAUCCAUGGUCCGGAUACACCUUUUGAGGCUGUUGUGCUGAACCGGACAUCUGGGGAAGGUCGACUCAGAGCUAAAGGACCUAUAGACUGUGAACUACAAAAGGAGUACACAUUCAUCAUCCAGGCGUAUGACUGUGGGGCCAGUCCAAGUGGGGCAAACUGGAAGAAGUCACACAAGGCUGUGGUUCACAUCCAGGUUAAUGAUGUGAAUGAAUUUGCUCCUGUUUUUAAAGAAAACACAUACAGGGCAACAGUAACUGAGGGAAAAAUAUAUGACAGUAUCUUGCAAGUGGAAGCAAUAGAUGAGGACUGCUCUCCUCAAUACAGCCAGAUCUGCAACUAUGAGAUUGUUACAAGUGAUGUGCCAUUUGCAAUUGACAGGAAUGGCAACAUCAGGAACACAGAGAAGCUGAGCUAUGAUAAGCAGCACCAGUAUGAGAUUAAAGUCACGGCAUAUGACUGCGGCCAGAAGCAUGCAGCGGAAGAGGUCAUUGUGAAGGUGGAUGUAAAGCCAGUGUGCAAGCCUGGGUGGCAAGAUUGGGAGAAAAGGAUUGAAUACAACAUUGGUUCUGGAAGUGUUGCACUAUUUCCGAAUAUCCAUUUGGAGACCUGUGAUGGACCAGUAUCCUCAGUACGAACUAGUGUUGAACUGCAGGCCAAUCAUGUUGGAAAAGGCUGUGAUCGUAAAUCAUACUCAGAUACAUCCUUGCAAAAAUUGUGUGGAGCCUCAUCUGGUGUUAUUGACCUGCUCCCAACACCCAGUGCUGCCACCAACUGGACAGCUGGUCUACCUAUGGACACAAGUGGAAUGAUCUUCAAGUUUGAUGGCAAGCAAGGAGUGAAGAUUCCAGAUGCCAUUGUUCCCAAGAAUCUAACUGAUCAGUUUACUAUCACCAUGUGGAUGAAGCACGGUCCUAGCCCAGGGUUAAGAGCAGAGAAGGAGACAAUACUAUGCAAUUCUGACAAGACAGAAAUGAAUCGUCAUCACUAUGCAUUGUACAUACACAACUGCCGUCUUGUUUUCCUGUUACGCCGUGAUUUUGACCAAGCUGACACAUUCAGACCUGCAGAGUUUCAUUGGAAAUUAGAUCAGAUUUGUGAUAAAGAAUGGCAUUACUAUGUCAUCAACAUAGACUUCCCUCUGGUAACAUUGUACAUGGAUGGAUCAACAUAUGAGCCAUAUCUGGUGACCAAUGACUGGCCAAUUCACCCAUCCCACAUUGCAAUGCAGCUGACUGUGGGUGCUUGCUGGCAAGGGGGUGAAAUCACGAAACCCAAAUUUACCCAGUAUUUUCGUGGCAGUAUAGCUGGACUCACUCUAUGCCCUGGCAAAGUAGAGAGCCAAACAGUUAUUUCCUGCUGGCAGGCCUGCAGAGAAGGACUGGACAUCACUUCUCUGGAAAACAUAGGACAAGGUGUUAAGUACCAUUUCAACCCUUCUCAGUCCGUACUGAUAAUGGAAGGUGAUAUUGACAGCAUCAACCAAGCUCUUCGGAAAGUUUCAUAUAUCAACUCACGGCAGUUUCCGAACACUGGAAAAAGACGACUGAGGGUGUCAUCUAAAGUCCAAUGCUUUGGAGAAGAUAUCUGUAUCACCAUUCCAGACAUCGAAGCAUAUGUUGUGGUUCUCCAGGCUAAUGAACCCAAGAUUACAGUCAAUGGAAUGGAUCACUUUGCUCGUCCAGCUUCAGAAUUUGAGAAUGCAAACGGUGUGAUUUUGCUUCCAGACAUCAGAAUCAUCAGCACAGUCACUAAGAUGGAAAAACGUCUGGAUAAGAAGUCUGGCAAAAGUGCAGGUGCAGUGGUAAUGGAGGAAACUCUACAUCAUUUGGAUUUCUGUGAUGUCUUGGUUAUGGGAGAUGAGCUUAACACCAAACAGGAAUGUCUGGAGCUGGAUCGCAGUAUACUGCAAGGGAAACAUCUUGAUGCCACCAAUUCAACCAAGGGCUAUUCAAUCUAUGGUGUAGACACAAUGAAAAACUAUGAAGAGGCCCUGCAGCAAAUCCGCUAUCGGCACUGGGAUUCUGCUGCUAUCUUUGGCCGAAAGUUCAAAGUCAAAUGCUCUGAAUUAAAUGGACGUUAUACAAGUAAUGAAUUUAAUCUUGAGGUUAAUAUUUUGCAUAAUUCUAAUUACAUGGAGCAUGUAAACCACAUGGUGGUUCAGCCGCAGUUCAUGCCAUCUCUUCAGCUUCCAAACACUGAAGUGUUGGGACAUGAAAGUCGAGUCUCCCCAGGUGCUACAACAAUUGUCCUUGUGGCUUGUAUCAGUAUUUUGGUGAUUAUUGUUGUACUGGGAAUCUUCAGAUUGCGAGCAGUUCACCAACAGGACUUUGCAGAAAAAGAGACAACAAAAGACACUGAAAUGGACUGGGAUGAAACUGCUUUAACCAUCACAGUUAAUCCAAUGGAGAAAUAUGAGACAAAUGUGGCAGGCGAGGGUGAAAGUGAAGAGGAAGAAGAGUUAGAAGAUGAAGACGAUGAUGAGGAGGAGGAAGAAGAAAGCACAAGUGGUGGCGACUCUGAGGAGAGCGAUGAGGAGGAUGUGGACAACCAGGCAAAUUUAAAGCAGCACAGCGCGACACGAAGAGGGCACAUGGAAUGGAAUCAGUUAACACUUACGUACUAAUACUUUCUUCUUCCUAUUCUUCCUUUUGUAAACACAAAUAUUAUUUAUUUCAGAGGCAAAUUAUUUAAAGUGGACCUGUCAUCUACACAUGCUGGAGGCCACCAUUUUGUAAGCUGAACAUAUUUUCAGCCUAUCAAUUCACUAGGAACUAGUGAUAUCACUAAGGGCCGAUGCAUCAUAGUGGCAGCCUCCAUUGUAUGACUGCAUGUAGGUGACAGGUUAGCUCUAAAAACCCUGGAUUCAGUGACAGGAUUAUGAACUACUUAUGGGAUGUCGUCCAUUUCCUACAACAACCUAAACAAAACAAUGGGUUUACCAUACGCUAAAGUUUUGUAAUGAAUGAAGGGAUGUUGUAUAAGUCUAGCUGUUGCUAUAACAUCAACUCUGGGAUGUUAUAGGUGAAAGUGGUAUAUAAUAAUUUUCACACAGCUGACUUUGUGUUUGCCAUCACUGUCAACCCAUUUGCCCUAGAUGAAGAUGUAUUGCAUAUCAUUAAAACAUGUUGGAGAAAAUGAAAAUGUUUAAAAGAAACUCCUCACAAAAAAAUACAUAGGAGGUUAAUGCUGACCCCCUUUUCUUAAAAUUGACUUUAAUACUUUCAGUUUUUAAUGAAGAAAAAAUAUUAAGCAGCACUCCAAAUAAUACAACAAAUAAAAACGUCAAUUUUUUUUACUUGAAAUUUUUUAUCUAGAAAAAGAUGUGGAUAAAGAUUCUCUGUUUUGCUUGUGUAGCUUGUUCUUCAUACUUGUUCUAUGUAUUUGACAUGUAUGUAUUGAAGCAGGUUGCAAAAUAGCAAGUCAACAAUUUUUUUUAGAUGGGAGUCAUUAAUGAAAGCCCCAUAUUUCUGUCAUAAAAAGGUUUAUAUUGUGUUUUGGGCUUGUAAGUCAUAUGAGCAGAUCCUUGCCCUGGCAAAACAUUAAAAAGGGUAAAUAGUAUUUGCAUAAAGAAUUGUGAUACUUGCUUUUUUCCUUUCUCUCCACUUACUGGCUUAACGGCUCAGUGUAGUGUAUAAGGGUUAUACUGUAAAGGUCCUUACAUAUCAGCACUGAUGUUACCUGACACAAAUACAAGGGGGGGGAGUAGUUAAUGUCAGGUCAGUAAGUUUCAAUAUAACCCCAGUUGUAAACCUUCAGCUAUGCCAUGAUAAGUGAUAUGCAGGCCUCCAUGUGGUUUUCCCGGGUGGCACUAGUGUUAUCUGAUGCACAUGCAAGGGAUCUAGUCAUGGUAAUCUCAUCAAGGCUCAGUACACUAUGGCCCCAAUAUAAACCUCCAGCUAUGCCAUAAUAGUAAAUCAGUGGACCUUUUUUUGUUAUUCCUAUGGUUUUGAAAUGCAUGGCACUGGCAUUAUCUGAUGCACAUGCAAGGGGUUAUUAUCAAGUCAGCAAGACUCAGUAUGACCCAAGCUGCAACCCCCAGCUCUGCCAUAAAAGGAAAUGGGGGGGGGGGGGGCUUUAUGUUUUAUUCCUGGGAUAUUAAAUGUUGUCAAAAGUGGAAAAAACAUUGGUGAAAAACAAGGGAUAUAAAGCAAGCAGGAUUCAUUAGAGAAUAUCAAACUUCUAAAAUUUGCAACCUAAUGAUAAUUCUGAGACACUCUGGCCUUUCGAGGAAAUCCCAGUUGUUAAACAUCCCAUAUGUAUAUUUUUGGAUAAAGGUGACAGAUCUUUGUAGAGCCACCAGAAUAUCCCAUAUAGAUCGAUUCAAAUGACAUUUCAGGAACCCAGAGUAGUGAAUUUCUGCUAUGACUGCCUUUCACGGAAAUUUAAGAGCAUAAAUGGGAUUGAAGUAUAGGGCAACACAGAAAUGUCAAACCUACUCUAAAUGAUGAAUGUCCAAGUCGCAAGACCUGUAAGUCCUAUGUAUCUGAUUCGAGUCAUACCAGCGUGUUAUCACCAGCAAAGCUAAAUAAAAACAAUUAUUUAAGACAUAAAUAUCCUAUUUUUUCUAAAAACUGUUAUAUAUAUGGAUAAUUUUAAAAUAGCUAAAACAGAGAUCUUGCUAAAUGAUACUGUCCUUGGGAUACCAAUGCAAAUUCCUCAGAGCAUUUGGGUUGAUGUACUGUAUGAUGGUAAAACUUAAUGGAAUCUUUUCUGUCUGCCCAAGCUGACUUGUAAAGAGGAACAUUCUCCUCCAUUAUGUGGGAGUGGACUGAGUACUGAAAAUGUGCAAACCACCAGCAUGCCAAAGUGUACUGAUUAAAAAUAUGCCUGAUCUACAUGCAAGAAAAUAGGAAUAAAAACCAUGUCCUGUCAGUCAAUCCUCUCAAAUUUUUGUCAAUGCUAUUUUUUCAUACAGGAGAGAUUUUGGUUAUGAAAUUGUACCUAAAUAGUCUUAGUUAUCCCCUUGGCUUCAAAUGUGGCUCCAGUUUGAGGUGGGACCAUUUGGGAGUUUUAAGCCCUACUUGAAUAUCAGUUUCUUGGGAAGGAUUGUUAAGAAUUUUUGCAAACUCUGUUUAUGCAUUUCAGCAUGUAGAAUUGUUAACAAGUUCUAGUUUUAGUAAAAAUUCUCAAUGUCUGUCUACUUAUGUCUGCUAAGCUGGUGAAAGGGACCAUCUGGUGCCAUUUACAGAUUGUGUGGAAAAGUCAGAUGAAUUAUUGCUGUUUAUUUUUGUUUAGCAAAGCUAGUAUUCCCUUGCCAGCAUCGGCUAAAGAAAUUACAAUAAUAUAGUAUAUUAUAUCUUUAAAGAACUGUCUCUAAAGAACUUUAGAAAAAUGUUAUAUUAACUGGUCAGCUGUACCUACGGUUAAUGCACACACAUACUUUAUACAGUUUGUGCAAACAAAAAAAGAUGUACACAAUACAAGGUGCCCAUAAAACCAUAUGUUUUUAUCCAAAAGAAAAUUUAACGAAAAGGUGGAUAUGUUAUCCUUAGAAGGCUUAUCAUCUGAUAAGGCAAAUUUGAAAAAUAACACAUUUGAUUGCUAUGGAUAAUUAUCUUUCAUAAACCAUGUCAUGUGAAGCAGGCCUAAAAAUAUAAAUCCUGCGGAUUUUAUGAUCUUAUAUAAAACAUCCAAGAUCUCAUACUUUAGUCACAUUUAUUUAUUACCGGAACUAUCAAUUGUCCUUAGAUUAAAUAAAUCUGUUAUGGUAUGACCGGCUUAAGAAACUUAAAAGAAAACAUUAUGAACUAUUUAUAAUAUCACUAACCAAUUAUUUUGUAACUUUGCCAUUAUGUUUUGCAUAUAUAUUUUCUAACACUAAUAUAUAUAAGUAGACAAUUCUGUACAAUAAUAAACUUACUGAACAACACAUUUAUUUACAAAGGCAUUCUGAGUCUCUUAAUAAAACAAAAAAUCUUAACUAUGCAUUCACUUAAAUUUUGACAUAAUUCACCUUGUUUAUUAUUUCUCUAAAAGCAAAGCUUUUGCUCACAUAAAUGUUAAUUGUCAUUCAUCCCAAAGAGUAGAUACCUCUAGAUGUCUGCAUGCCAGCAUUUCUUUUCUGUAGAGCACCGGGGUACCUAUGAAACCUGGGCUAAGUUGUAAUGCAGAAAACAAUCAGAUUCUGUGAUCUCUGGUUCUGCCCCAUACCCUCCUGCCCUACUGUUAGCCCACUAACUAAUAGUAACAGGACUUAAGGCUACUGGCUCUGCAGGAAAGCAAAUAUGUCAUUGAUACCAUGCUCUCUAUUUUAGCAAUUGUCAGUUUCUAUUUUUUGCACAUUAAACAAAAACUAUUCUAGGCUGCCUUGUAGUUACCAAUUGUAUUUAGAGUUUUAUUCUCCAAAUGCAAUUUUCAGUCUUAGUUUUUAAUCUGAUUAUUGAGUUUGGGAGAGCUUAGAGCAACUUUUACAUAUAAACAGCCAGCAGCAACUGGUCUUAUGCAAAAAUCUGAUUAUUCAGUGCUUAAAAUCAGGUUCACACUGCUUUGAAGUAAUGUGCGUUACAUGCAUUGGUGAUCUCAGAUGCCAUUCGUUUUAAAUGGAACUCAACGAAUUAAGGCAGCAUGCCACUACUGCAGUGCACUGCAAUGCACUAGUGUGCACUGCAUUCUGUUCCUAUAUACAAGUCAGGUGCUGUUUUGGGUGUGUUUAGAUGCAUUGACAGCCCACUCAAAAUAAACCUUAAUGCAAAACAUGGUAACACACAACUCAAGCAUAAACAUGCAUGCAUAACCAUGCUGGACAAGUGUGAGCCCGGACUUCAUUAUUAUAAGGGUGGCAACUUAUGUAUGAAAGAAUUACAGUAUAUUUGCACUUUCUAUCUGAAUUCACUGUCUAAUCACAUGUACACUGUCUUCAAACUACCAAUAGUACAUAACAAGUUAAAACACAGAGUAAUACAGAGCUUUGUUUUUCAAUGUUGGUAUGACUAUUAGAAGGGACAAGACAAUGUGUGAGGUCAGUCAGCAUCUGGUAGACCUAAUGUGAUUUUCACAUGACCUUUUCCUCUCCAACUGAAACUUUAAGGUCAAAAUUAAACUAAAAACGGGUAAACAGAAAUAUUUCAUAUAGAAACCUGCACAGAUAAAAUAUGUAAGGCUGAACAUUCUGUUUAUUGCAUAAGGGCUCGUUCACACCGAAACAUGGUGCAGGAAAUCUGUGAUCUCUGCUUAUUUCCUGAACAGUAUUCCAAUUGCACUGGGUGUGUGAUCUGCUGUGGGUGUCAAUAGAUUUCUAAUGACACCCCAAAUGCAGAUUGCCUGCACUGGAUUGCAUUGAACCAUGCAAUCUGGUUGCAGUAUGUUUUUAAACGUGGUGCAUGUACUACUUUGGUGCGAUCCAGUGCAAUUUCGGCCUAUUCAAAUGAAUGAGUUACACUGCACUGAAUCACAUAUGAAUUACACAGCCCUGAGUGGUUUUCUUUAAGACAAAAUAUAAAUGGGCCUGUAAAAGAACUUUGACAUAGAAUGCUGACAUUUUUUUUAUAUUAUUGAUAUAUUCUUGUUACUUUUUUGCUAGUAUCUGUGGCCAAUGUUCAAAAUGAGCUCCCACCUCAUUUGUGGUUGUAGUAGAGUCCAAGUUUUGAACUUAAACUGUAUGCACUGUCCAGUACAACCUUAAUAAACUACAAAAGCUGACAUGCAACGGUAUCUUUACAAAACAAUAGAUUUACAGACAAAUCGUUUUUCAAGCAAUAUAUAUUUAUCAUUUUUAUUUAUCAUUUUGUGUGUGUGUGUGUGUGUUAGCUGGAGUUCUGUUCUAAGCAAUUAUGUCUCACUUCUAUGUAAAAUAGCAGUUUUUCUACCAUGAAGAGCAGCUACAAAAUGUACCAAAAUGUUAUAUUAAAUUUGGCAAAGCAAUUGUAAUUUUGCAAAAUAAAUUUUUUGAUGAUUGAAGGAAA